Vombatus ursinus (common wombat) is the source of this 3133-nucleotide messenger RNA. It is a transcript of the gene ZDHHC7, whose product is annotated as zinc finger DHHC-type containing 7. The coding region runs from base 174 to 1100 and encodes 308 amino acids. Gene Ontology annotation, molecular function: protein-cysteine S-palmitoyltransferase activity. The record is from RefSeq and is a predicted model, not a curated record. Gene Ontology annotation, cellular component: Golgi apparatus; endoplasmic reticulum. The transcript has 8 exons. NCBI's taxonomy places the organism in Eukaryota, Metazoa, Chordata, Mammalia, Diprotodontia, Vombatidae. Gene Ontology annotation, biological process: peptidyl-L-cysteine S-palmitoylation; protein targeting to membrane.
CGCCCGCAGGCCAGGAGGAGCCGCUGCGCCGGGCGGACCCCCGGGGCUCCCGCCCAGCCCGGCCCGGGGACCCGGAUCAUAUCAUAUAUGACAAUAUGCAUCUUAGCCUGAAGAAAAGACACAAUGUCCAAGUAACAUUAAAAAAAAGUCUGUGAGGGUAAGCCCAGGAAAUCAUGCAGUCAUCAGGGCACAGGUUCCGUGAUGUGGAACAUCAUCCCCUUCUUGGUGAAAAUGAGAAUUAUGAUUCUUCAUCCUCAUCCUCAUCUGAAGCUGAUGCAGCAGACAGAAUUUGGUUCAUCCGGGAUGGCUGUGGUAUGGUCUGCGCUGUCAUGACAUGGCUACUAGUUGUCUAUGCAGACUUUGUUGUGACUUUUGUCAUGUUGCUGCCUUCCAAAGACUUUUGGUACUCUAUGAUCAACGGUGUUGUUUUUAACUGCUUGGCAGUUUUAGCCCUGUCAUCUCAUCUGAGAACUAUGCUAACUGAUCCUGGGGCGGUACCCAAAGGCAAUGCUACUAAAGAGUACAUGGAGAGUCUGCAGCUAAAGCCUGGUGAGGUGAUCUACAAGUGUCCCAAAUGUUGCUGUGUCAAGCCCGAGCGUGCACACCACUGCAGUAUUUGUAAACGAUGUAUUCGGAAGAUGGAUCACCACUGCCCAUGGGUGAACAAUUGUGUGGGAGAAAAAAAUCAGAGGUUUUUUGUGCUCUUUACCAUGUAUAUAGCCCUGUCUUCAGCUCAUGCUCUGAUCCUGUGUGGAUUUCAGUUUUUUUCCUGUGUCCGAGGGCAGUGGACUGAAUGCAGUGAUUUUUCUCCACCUGUAACUGUAAUCCUGCUGAUCUUCUUGUGCCUUGAGGGUCUUCUCUUUCUCACUUUCACCGCAGUCAUGUUUGGCACUCAGAUCCACUCAAUAUGCAACGACGAAACGGAGAUUGAAAGACUGAAAAGUGAAAAGCCAACUUGGGAACGGAGGCUCCGAUGGGAAGGGAUGAAGUCUGUUUUUGGGGGCCAGCCUUCAAUUUUAUGGAUGAAUCCUUUUGCAGGAUUUCGAAUCAGAAGAUUCCUACUGAAGUCAAAGAGAGGUGGUCCAGAAUUUUCUGUGUGAGGCCCACUUUCCCAUACUGGAACUUGCAAAUGCACUCUAGGAUAUUUAUUUGGGGUUUGGAAGCCUGUCGACAUAUACUCUGUGACCAAUGGGAACUGUACCAACACAAACCAGUUGCUUGUAGCAAGCAGAAUUUUAUACAUUUAUAGUCACGGAGAUCACAAAUUUUCCAAAAUGGUAACUGGAUGUUGUAAUGAACUUUUCAGCUGUACCACUAAUGAAAGGCAUGUGGCCACCCUAAAGAAGCCAAAUGUCAUUAUUCUACUGUGAGAUUAUGAUUUUUGUUAAAUCUUUUUCAUUUGAUCAAAUGUUGUUUGGGGUAUUACAUAUGAUAUUUUAUUAAAAAUCCUGUGUACUGAGCUGCAUUUGUCAAUCAUGGAAAAAAAAUCCCCAGUGGACAAGAAUUCUCAAGCCAGUAGCAUCAGGGAGUUUCUGUUUACCAUGUAAUUCCAUUCCGUUAUUGCUUUUCCUGUAUCUUAACGCUGUGGGGACCCUUUCAUAGAGAUACAUUUCAGUCUUUCAUUUUUAUUGUCUCUUAUCAUUAAGUUGCAAAAGAUCUGUGUGCACUGAGCAGCAUAGAUAAAUGUCAGGUACGCUCGUUACUUUUUUACCCCCAUUUAUCAUUGCUUACUUCCUUUUCCUCUCACCUGCCCAGCCCCAGAACAAAGUGUUUUCUUGAUCCUAGCAGCAAGUUUAAUAUAUGUAAGUUUUUCCUUUUUUUUUAAAUUUAAAAUUAUUAUUUUUAAUGGCAAGCUAUUUUUAAAAACCUAUGUUCAGGGAAGAGAAAAAAGCUGCUAUGAUAUCCUCCUUUGUGACUAACUAUGAAUGUAUUGCCAAUUGGACAGUCUACAGAUCCAAAGAACAAUCAGUUGUCUCCCCUGCCCCUUCCCUUUUUAAGAUCUUGUGUGGGUUUAAUUAUUUUAAAAUUUUGAAAGCGGAAAGGAGCUGAAACUGUUUUUUGUUUUUUUUCAGCCAAAUUGGCAUUAUCUAGGCAAAUGUUACUCUUGAUAAAGAAGAGUCAGGCCUCUUGUCAGAAAACCUUAAUCUCUGUGCAUCUCAAUGCUGCAUUGUUAGUCUGAGCAAGGAGGAGAUCAUAUAACCCCACAUUGAAGGCAGGCCAGUGUGCAUUUCACCACAACUUUAAAGAAGUAAUUCGUAGGGUAUCAGCUCUUCUUUUUGUGGCUUUGGUGCAGAAGAGAGCAGAGCACACGUUUGUAACUCUCCUAGAAAGAAACAGAAACAAAACUGAACUACCAGAAUGCCUAGAGCUAGAUGGGGGACUGUCAUUAAUGCUGUUCUUUGCUCACGCUAUAAUUGAGGAGAACCAGGUGUGUAGCGGAGAAUUAUGCCUGAACAGGGAACAGCUCCUUUCAGAGGAGUGGGAUGGGAUGGGAUGGGUGGGGAGGGGGGAUAUUGCCUUAAACUCACCUGGCUUGUGUAUAUUUUGUCAGAAGCAUCUAGAAGCAAUUUAUUACAUUCUAAGAGGUCUUCCUUAUUCAGAUUGAUCUCCCACACUGAACGUUUUGGUGUUUUCCUUCUGGGCAGGAUGCCUUUCUGUUUAUCUGUGAAGAUCUUCAAAGAACAAAUGUAUUCUAACCUUAUACUAGGAUAGAUGAAAUUUAUCAAGAGAUCAGCCCAGCACACAAAAGCCAAAUGAACAAAGCAAUUCAUUGGUGAAAAGAUCACCACAAAAAUGUGUAUACGUUGCAGGAAAUUGAUCAAGAGCAGCCAGAGAAGCAAAAACUUAGAUUUGUGGCGUGAUGGACAAUGGAGGCAAGUUCUAAAAGAAUCUUUUUUUUUUCUUUUUGCACAUCUGUUGGGAGCAUAUAUUAGGCUUCAUCAUGAGGCUUUUGAAAUGAUAUAGUCUGUUGGUUGAAAAUUAUUAAGAGUUUGAAUCCUGUGAGACUUAGCAAGUAUGUGUGUGAAAUCAGGUCUACUUGGCUUUUUCAACCCCUUUCAUUGUAAUUUUUAUAUAAAAUAAAGCCAUUCAUUGACAUUUCUCAAAGUUGGUAAUUAAAUGAUAUCGGGUCUCA